AUGGGUUUCACGAAAAAGGAUGCCUAUAACUACAUCGAGAAGACCAAGCGGGAGAAUAUUGUUGAUGGAGACGCUAACGCCGCAAUAAUUGAUUUAGAGAGAAAAGCAUUGUCGGAUCCGAUGUGCAUGGCUAGGUACAAUUUGACGGACAACAAUAUGUUAGCGAACUUGUUCUGGGCUGAUGGUGGGACCCGGGUUGAUUACCAACACUUUGGUCAUGUGCUUUCCUUCGAUUCGACUUUCAUGAAAAACAAAUAUAGGAGACCUUUGGUAAUCUUUUCUGGUUCGAACAAUCAUAAGAAAACAACCAUAUUUGGGUUUGGUUUGGUGUUGGAUGAAAGCAUUGGGUCAUACACGUGGUUGCUUGAAAAUUUGUUGGAGAUAAUGUGCAACAAAAAGCCAUCGGUGAUUGUGACAGACAGGUGUGACUCAAUGAGGGCAGCAAUCAGGGCGGUUUUUCUAGAGGCCACACAUAGGCUGUGUGCUUAG
This is a messenger RNA of Arachis ipaensis, 489 nucleotides long. Lineage: Eukaryota; Viridiplantae; Streptophyta; Magnoliopsida; Fabales; Fabaceae. The record is from RefSeq and is a predicted model, not a curated record.